Messenger RNA from Perca flavescens (yellow perch), 2446 nucleotides. RefSeq names its product coiled-coil domain containing 47 (gene ccdc47). The record is from RefSeq and is a predicted model, not a curated record. The transcript is spliced from 13 exons. Lineage: Eukaryota; Metazoa; Chordata; Actinopteri; Perciformes; Percidae. Bases 968 to 2440 code for a protein of 490 amino acids. Gene Ontology annotation, cellular component: endoplasmic reticulum. Gene Ontology annotation, biological process: endoplasmic reticulum calcium ion homeostasis. Gene Ontology annotation, molecular function: calcium ion binding.
AUAAGACUCAUUUUCUGAGUUGUGGUAAAGGGAAAAACCACGCUGCUUUCCUUUUUAGGAUUAGCUAGGUUGGUAACUAGCAACUAGGUGCCAUGCUAGCUAGUUAGCCAUUAGCAUGCUAAUGCCAGAUUUGUUAACCGCUAGCUAAUGUUAAAGUGAGUGCUGGGGGAUGGGUCGGCCGCUGUUUUAUGAUUACAGUCUGUGGUUUAAUCCUACACAUGUGUCAUUUGAUAAGAACACCGUGUUAGUUUUGACUCGACUCCCACUAUAGAAAGUCAGAUAUAUCCCUUUAUUUUAGCCUGUUAGCAAGCGUGCCGCAAACGUUGGCUCUUUGGCUAAAGUUAGUUGGGCUAGCGGCUGCUCUCCGGUUGAAUUUUUAACCCCCCAUCUAUUACAGCUCCUUAAGUUUAACCGAGCUUAGCCUUUACGUUUCCCGAGCAGUGCCACAGUGUGUCAUUGAAAAUGUCUUAUCUUUUUAUAUUGUAGCUUUAUUCUUUUUAUUCGCAAUCAAUGGCAAAGUGGCAGCUCAGAUACCAAACCAAUUCUUCCUUCUCUUCCUUAGUCAUUGUUUUCAAGUCCGUCUCGGCCCGUAGGGAUAUUUUCCUUCUCUUUGGGGAUUGUCACAUGAAUAGCAAUUGUGUGACCAGGGACUGACUUGGUUACUAUCAUGUGGACCAAUUUAUCAUGGGCUCUAGUCACAGUUGUUGUAGUGUUUCCAACGCUCUCUUUCUAGACUGUUGAAUAUUUACAUGGCCCAGUGUGCAACAUUUGUUAUAAGUGAAUUAAACUUGGUGCGACUUUGGUUGCUUAAAGUGAUUCAUUGUAGCAGGUUGACGCUAUAACGUUCAGGCAACCAUCAGGCCUCAUUUUAAGACCGCUAAUACACAAGCACCUUGCAACUUGGAGUAGUUUUUAGAUUUCUGAACUGAUUUGACUUUUCACUUCUUGUUUUUGGAAAGGUCCCACCAUGCAACGUGCGUAUCUCCUACUGAUACCCGCGCUGCUGCUCCUCCUGGCCCUUCCCGUCUCCAGGGGACGCUACAAUGAUGACUUUGAUGAUGGCGAGGACCUAGCAGACUUUGAUGACAAUGACUUUGCUGAGUUUGAGGACAUGAACGACGAUCCAGCAGCGGAGGCAGAAACUGCCCCUCCUCCUCGCGCCUCACCGUCCUCGCAGCCUGAAGAGGAUGAAGAUGAGGAUGAAGCCACUGUGGAGCUGGAAGAUGGCCUGGAUGGUUUUGAGGAUUCAGAGACACAGGAUCAAGACAUGUACAGCAAAUAUGACCAGGAGGAGUUUGAAGGGAUUGGGGACAUGGAAAAGACAGGCCACUCCAUGAAGGACCCCCUCAUAAUCCACACUGUACCUGCACAUCUGCAGAACAGCUGGGAGAGUUACUACAUGGAGAUCCUGAUGGUCACCGGCCUGUUGGCCUACAUCAUGAACUACAUCAUUGGCAAGAACAAAAACAGUCGCCUUGCUCAGGCCUGGUUCAACUCACACAGGGAGCUUCUUGAGAGCAACUUUGCACUAGUGGGUGAUGACGGCACCAGUAAAGAAGCAGUGAGCACUGGGAAGCUGAAUCAGGAAAAUGAACACAUCUACAACCUGUGGUGCUCUGGACGUUUGUGCUGUGAAGGCAUGCUGAUCCAACUCAAGUUUGUAAAGAGGCAGGACCUGCUCAAUGUUCUGGCCAGGAUGAUGAGGCCUGCCUGUGAUCAAGUGCAAAUCAAAGUGACUCUUAAUGAAGAGGACAUGGACACUUUUGUGUUUGCUCUUGGCACCAAGAAGGUGAUGGCCAGGCAUCAGAAGGAGAUGCAGGACUUGAGUGAGUUCUGCGGUGACAAGCCUAAGUCUGGGGCCAAGUAUGGGCUCCCAGACUCCCUGGCUAUUCUAAGUGAGAUGGGCGAGGUCACAGAUGGGAUGAUGGACAGCAAGAUGGUUCAUUAUAUCACCAACCAUGCUGAGAAGAUCGAGUCCAUCCAUUUCUCGGACCAAUUUUCUGGUCCAAAAGUUAUGCAAGAGGAGGGUCAGCCCUUAAAGCUGCCUGACACCAAGAAGACGCUGUUGUUUACAUUUAUUGUGCCUGGCAUGGGCAACACCUCUCCCAAAGACAUGGAUGCUCUACUCCCUCUCAUGAACAUGGUGAUCUACAGCAUCGAUAAAGUCAAGAAGCUCCGUCUCAACAGAGAGGGCAAACUGAAAGCUGACAGAAACCGGGCCCGUGUGGAGGAGAACUUCCUGAAGCAGACUCACGCUCAGCGCCAGGAGGCAGCCCAGACACGUCGGGAGGAGAAGAAGAGAGCCGAGAAGGAGAGGAUCAUGAAUGAGGAGGACCCUGAGAGACAACGCCGUCUGGAGGAAGCAUCCCAGCGACGUGAGCAGAAGAAGAUUGAGAAGAAGCAGAUGAAGAUGAAGCAGAUCAAAGUGAAAGCCAUGUGAAAGACC